Messenger RNA from Neltuma alba, 1343 nucleotides. RefSeq names its product myb family transcription factor PHL8-like. The coding region runs from base 165 to 1178 and encodes 337 amino acids. The transcript has 6 exons. Gene Ontology annotation, molecular function: DNA binding; DNA-binding transcription factor activity. Lineage: Eukaryota; Viridiplantae; Streptophyta; Magnoliopsida; Fabales; Fabaceae. The record is from RefSeq and is a predicted model, not a curated record.
CCCUCAUCCCAUAAACCCACACGUUUCCUGAUAUGAGAGUGAGAUCAUAGGACAGCACAACAACUCCAACUUAUAAAUAAGAACUAUAGCUUCCACAUAUAUUGACGCAAAUACCAAAAAGGAUCAGAACUCUUAUUUAUGCGAUCUCUUCCAAAACUAGCAAAAUGGAUCGGCCAAAUACGCAAAACCAAAGCAUGCAUUUGGUUCUUUCCUCUGAUGCCAAGCCAAGGCUUAAAUGGACUCCUGAGCUUCAUCAACGAUUCCUUGAUGCUGUCAAUCAGCUUGGAGGAGCUGAAAAGGCAACGCCGAAGGGUCUUAUGAGGGUUAUGGCGAUUCCAGGACUUACCUUGUACCACCUAAAGAGCCACUUACAGAAAUUCAGACUUGGGAAAAGCCCUCAACCAGAAGCCUUGUAUAAACAAGAAGAUUAUAGAGAAGCCCAAAGCAGUGAUGGUCAUUGCAGCAGAGAAACCAUUAUGGGGACCCAGAAUCAGAUGACUGUAAGCCAGCAGAUUGCUCAGGCUCUCCAACUACAAAUGGAAGUACAGAGGAAGCUUUAUGAACAAAUUGAGGUGCAGAGACAUUUGCAGCUUCGGAUUGAAGCUCAAGGGAAGUACUUGCAAUCAGUGCUAGUAAAAGCUCGGGAAGUACUUGCAGGGUACAACCCUUCUGCUGCUGGUACAGAACAUGCAAAAGCUGAGCUUUCUCAAUUAGUCUCAAUAAUCAACAAUGGCUGCCCAAGUUCGCCCAUCUCAGAACUGACAGAAACUGGAGUUUUGAGCUUGAAAGAUGGAGGAGAGAGGAAGCAAAGCAGAGAGACGAUGUGUUCAUUGGACAGUUCCUUGACAUCUUGUGAAAGCUCAGGGACAAAGGAGGAAGAGAAGCCUCAUAAGUCUAACAGAACUUCAGUUGAACUGCAAUUGAUGACUGUGCACUCAGAAGAAGAUAAAGAAUUGAAUGGCGACUCAAAGAAUCAAGCCUGUGGGAGAAAAAGGAGUAGAAUCACUGAUUCUGAUGGUUAUUUUCUAGAGCAAACAAUCAGGAAAAGAUGCAGCAGCCGGUCCAGGAAACCUGAGUUGUCUGAAUUGCUUGAUUUGAACAGCCAGUAUCACAGUGACACUGACUCAGACUCAAAGGCCAUGUACUUGAAUUGCAGUUCAAUACAUAGGUUUUGGUAAUAUUCUCAAAGAUGCCGCAACAUUAUUAUCAGAAGUAAAUCAUUUUUUCAUAGACUAUGUAUAUUAUUCUAUUAUAUAUCAUGACAAGAACAUUUCAAUGUAUAUCGUCUUCAACAAAAAGUUAUAAUACACGCGGUGCGGCACCCCUUCUUAUUAUUCUUCCUA